CAGUUCCAGGGGCAUGUUGACGCAGAGACCCAGGGUGGAGGCAGCCUCCUGGGCGAGCAGCUGAGGUCGGAGGCCCCUGCCCACUGGAAACCACAGCAGCAGGGGAGAGGGGGGGAGAGAGACCACCAUGGGGCCUUGGAGUCGAGUCAGGGCUGCCAAGUGCCAGAUGCUGGUCACCGGCUUAUUUGUCCUGCUGCUGGGCCUCUCCAUGGCCACCGUGGCAGUUCUCACCUACUUUGGGGCCCACUUUGCUGUCCUCAGCCGCGCGUCCUUGGAGAGGAACCGUACGAGACCGUGCAUGCUGGGGAAGCUGAGCGGCAAGGGCCCGGCCCAGGUCCGACGGUGGCUGUGGCCAGCUUGGCGCCGGCCCCCCAGGCGCUGCCGGCCUCCCGUCGGGCGGGGAGCACAAAGGCUGGCUGGGCUGGCGUCGACGUACGGGGAGAUGUCCGACUUCAUCAGCCGAAGCCCAUCCGACCUGUCAGGACAUCCGGGCUUGACGGAGCUGGCCGGAGCCUCCACUGCCCGCUUUCUGGAGGGCAGGUAUCUGACCCAGUUGCCCAAGGUACCUCUAGUCAAAGGCCUUGCCCAGAGUCCAGCUACCCGGGCUUUGGGGGAUGUAGCUGGUUACUCUGGGGAAAGACCUAGAACCCCCACCCCCAGCUUUGGGGGAGCUGAAGUCCCGGCCCAGCCCAGCCCAUCUCUCAUUUCUGAGUGGACGGCAGCGGGCGCCCCUGCUCACCCGCACGGCCACAGCCCAGUCUCUGCUCCGUCCCGCAGGCGCUCCUGGGGCAGCAGGGGCCGCACUGACCUCUACGGCAGGGGGAGGCCCCACAACUGUGGCCAGGGGGUGCGGCCGGCUGCCCAGGAGCCGGGGCUCCGCCUGGUGCAGGGACACGGGGACACCCUCGGCACUGGGCCUCCCACCACGGCCGCGCCCCCCAUGUGGCUCUUGCUGCAGGUGGAGGACGCCGCGCUGGACACCUAUGACCUGGUGUAUGACCAGGUGGUGACGACGGCGUCCCGCGUCCGGCAGCAGGAGCUAGCGGCCAUCCAGGACGCGUUCCUGUGCUGUGGGAAGAGGUCUCCUUUCAGUCUUCUGGGGCGCUCGGACGCCGGCCUGUGCCAGGGAGAGGAGGCGGCAAGACAGGACUGCCUGCAGGGCAUCCGGGGCCACCUGAAGCCCUACCAGAGUGUCUCCACGCUGAGUGGCAUCGGCCUGGCCCUCACGGGGUGCGCCGUGCUGCUCAGCGCCUUCCUCUGGUUCGCCGUCCGCUCUGGCCGCAGCUUGGACCGCAAAGGCAAAUACACCCUGGCCGCUCGAGCGCAUGGCUGCCAGCCCCAGGAGCCUGGCUUCUUCAGGCACUCCCAGGACGGACCCGCCACUCGAGCCCCAUCUGGAGCAGAUGCUGUUGGUGACUCAGAGGCCCUCGGCGGCUCCAGGACAACGGACAUGCCGCUUCGGCCCCUGUCCUGCCGCCGCCUGCCCUCGGCCUGCCGCGAUCCAUAGGGGAGGACCCAGGGUGUCUCCCAACAUCAUGGUGCGGGGGUGGCCCAGCCAGAGGGACAGCAGGAAGGAACCCGUGGGAGGGCCAGGAGGGAGUGAGAACUGGGAAGCCAGCCCGCGGGCAGACCGGGGACUCCCCAGACGCGGGCACGGCGGCUCCGAGCCACACUGGCUUGUGGGCUCACAGUUCCCGAGUCCUGCCGGGUGGGCUGUGCCACUGUCCAAGCUUCCAGGUUCACCGGCUGCCCGUGGUGGUGGGACUGGGGCCCCCACGCCCUGGCCCCGCGCCUCGAGUGCCGCUGACUUCUCCCCCGGCGGGCGCCAGGGGAAGAUUAGACCCCCGACAAUCUCCCUGCCUGGACGAGUGUUUUUUUUUAAUUAUGGUAAAAUAUACAUAACGUAAAACUUA
Molecule: messenger RNA, 1913 nt
Organism: Lemur catta (Ring-tailed lemur)
Lineage: Eukaryota; Metazoa; Chordata; Mammalia; Primates; Lemuridae
Gene: TSPAN32
Product: tetraspanin 32
Cellular component (GO): membrane
Source: RefSeq, a predicted model, not a curated record